Molecule: messenger RNA, 3033 nt
Organism: Sciurus carolinensis (gray squirrel)
Lineage: Eukaryota; Metazoa; Chordata; Mammalia; Rodentia; Sciuridae
Gene: Nuf2
Product: NUF2 component of NDC80 kinetochore complex
Exons: 14
Coding region: 172-1488 (438 amino acids)
Biological process (GO): attachment of mitotic spindle microtubules to kinetochore; mitotic spindle organization; meiotic chromosome segregation
Cellular component (GO): kinetochore; Ndc80 complex
Molecular function (GO): protein-containing complex binding
Source: RefSeq, a predicted model, not a curated record
CCUCGGCGGCUACCGUUGCCAGGAAGGGGCGGGACCAGCGCCGGAAGGGCCGGCACUUCCUGUGAGCGGCGGAUUUGAAAAAGCAACGGUAGACAGCGACUCGGUAGGCUGUCGGCCGCCUUUCCGCGGAGGGGUCUCUCUCGGCGGCCGCUGCAGACUACAAGUCCCAAGAUGGAAACUUUGUCUUUUCCCAGAUAUAAUGCUGCUGAGCUUGUGGUUCAUAUUCGUAACAAGAUCUUAACAGGAGCUGAUGGUAAAAACCUCUCCAAGAAUGACCUUUAUCCAAAUCCAAAGCCCGAAGUCUUGCACAUGAUCUACAUGAGGGCCUUACAAAUAGUCUAUGGCAUUCGACUAGAGCAUUUUUACAUGAUGCCUGUGAACACUGAAGUCAUGUAUCCACAUAUAAUGGAAGGCUUUUUACCAGUCAGUAACUUAUUCAUUCAUCUGGACUCAUUUCUGCCCAUCUGCCGGGUGAAUGACUUUGAGAUUGCUGAUAUUCUUUAUCCAAAAGCAAAACGGACAAGUCGGUUUUUAAGUGGCAUUAUCAACUUUAUUCACUUCAGAGAAGCAUGCCGUGAGACGUACAUGGAAUUUCUCUGGCAAUAUAAAUCCUCUGUGGACAGAAUGCAGCAGCUGAGCAUUGCACACCAGGAGGCACUGCUGAAGGUGGAGAGCCUCAAUUCUGUUCCAGUUGAAGAGCAAGAAGAGUUCAAACAACUUACUGAUGAUAUUCAGGAGCUACAGCAAUCACUGAAUCAGGAGUUUCGUCAAAAAACGAUAGUGCUGCAGGAGGGAAAUUCCCACAAGAAAUCAGCUAUUGCAGAGAAGACCAAACGAUUGAAUGAACUAAAAUUGUCAUUGGUUUCUUUGAAAGAAGCACAAGAAAGUUUAAAAACUAAAAUUGUGGAUUCUCCAGAGAAGGUAAAAAAUUAUAAAGAAAAAAUGAAAGAUACAGUCCAGAAACUUAAGAAUUCCAGGCAAGAAGUGAUGGAGAAGUAUGAAACCUAUAGAGACUCAGUAGACUGCCUCCCUUCGUGCCAGCUGGAGGUACAGUUAUAUCAGAAGAAAAUACAGGACCUUGCAGACAAUAAGGACAAGCUGGCCAGUGCUUUGAAGGAGAGCCUGAACUUGGAGGACCAAAUUGAGAGUGCUGAAUCAGAGCUAAGGAAAUUGAAGACUGAAGAAAGUUCACUCAGAAGACUGCUGAUUGCGAAGAAGGAAAAGCUGGCCACAACACAGUUCAGAAUCAAUAAGAAGCAUGAGGACAUCAAGCAGUACAAACGAGCAGUAAUUGAGGAUUGCAAUAAAGUCCAAGAAAAAAGAGGUGCUGUCUAUGAGCAAGUAACCACAAUUAAUCAAGAAAUCCAAAAGAUUAAAUUUGGAAUGCAGCAACUGAAAGAUGCCACAGGAAGGGAGAAACUGAAGUCCCACGUGAGAGAUAUUCCUCAACUUGAGGACUGCCUUGGACAAGUACCACGAAGGCAUUGAGAAGGCCACAGAGGAGUGCUGCACGAGAAUAGAGGAGAAGGCCGCAGAGCUGAAGGGGAGAAUGUUCAGAGCGUCCACCUGAGGGCGCAGCUGCCUCUUCGUACAUGGCUUUCUGUCUUAAUUUCUUCAAGGGGUGUAGUUAAGUUAAAACUAGUGGAGUAUAUAAACAAAUAAUGUUUGUUCAAGCAGUUUUUAUGUAUUCUCAAAGUGAUCAUUCUGUAAGAUGUGCAUUUGAUGUAGGCUCUCAUUAAUUAAUUAAUAAUUGAAAUAACUUGUGCAGUUACUUAGGGUCUCUACCCAGUCCCUUGCCGUGUCCACUGGCUGGACUUACCUUGGAAGUAUGUAUUUUUUCUGUUAUUUCCGUGGUGGCUGUUAAGUCCAGCCAUGCUUGAGCCCUGGCUAUGCCCUGAGCAUUGUGGGCAGACUCUCGUCUUGCACGGUUCUCCCCCUAGCAGCCCUGGGAGAAUAUUUUGUCACUACUUAUACUUCAGUAACGAUGAAGGUCCCCAGAGAUUCGGUAACUGAGCCAAGAUUGGAACUCUGCUCUUUAAAAGACAGGUCUGGAGUGUUUCCAUGACCCCACUCUUAGGAGAGUGGUUGUCUGACGGGGAAGCUGGAGCCUGACUGUCAGUCUUCCUGGAUCCACCAUGAGGAAAAGGAGUUAAGACCUGCGAGUGAUCAGCUCAGUGCUGGACACAGGACGCAGUGGACGCCGGGGACCUGUUGUCUGUUGGGUUAGGUACUGCUCUUUGUCAGAGAUCAUGAACUCACCUGGUGGAGAGCAGGCCUUCCCUGGAGGGGAGCCCUGGAGUGGGAGGAGCAGCAGAGGAGCAAGGAGCGAGGGCAGAUCCACCCUGGCCGCCUGGCUUCUUCAGUAGCGGAGUUGGGAUCUGCAGGAAGUCGCCUGCGAGGCCAGGGGAUGGCACAGACGUGGCCACAGGCUUCCCGACUCUUGUCUCCAUCAUGAUCACCCCCGCUUUGUUCACACGGACGUCUGGACCCUUGUGCCAUGUUGCAAACCCGCCUGUCAUGGCACUGCGGCUUCUGCCACACGGUCACCAAAGCACUCGUGUUCCAGGAGUCCGGCUGCUCUUCAGGCUCCUCCUCCUCAGUUCCCCCCAGGGCCACCCUCAUCAGGGAGCUCUGCUCUCUGCUCUCUUGGUUCUGUCCUCUUUCACUUUCUGCCUGACACCGCACCCUCGACUGUGUUCCAGGCAUCUGUCCCUCACCCUCAUGGAGACCUCUGCUCCUGGAAACUAUCCGUCAGUACCCCUGGCUUCCAUUACACGUAGCCGUUUGUGCCUCCACACAGGUUUUAUUAACAUUUACCGUGCUUCUCUUGAGUUCCAGACUUGCAUAUCCGAUGGCCAGUGGGUGUUUGUAACCCUUAGGCAUUCUGGUGAAGCCUGUGGUGUCUUGUUAGGCCACCUGCAAUUCCCCUCAGUGCUUGACAAGGAUUCCACUGAGUAAUAAAGCUGUUUGCAAAGUCUCAUCAUGUUGGGAAUUCGGUUGCGGACUUUCCUUCCUUGCUUACUUAAUGUGUGU